AUGUUACAAUUACCACCUCUCAUCCUCACAACUAUCUUUUCAUUUCUCAUAUCACGCACACAAGCGCAGCUUGUCGGCUGCGAAUCAACUAAAUGUCCGAAAUCAAACAGUUUAGACUUAUGUCCAAUUGGCAACUCGACACUUUCCUCAAUAGGCACCCUUGAACUCAACACCGCUUUGAGUCGCCGCCCACUGACAUGGACUGUUGGGUUCCAAGAAAUUGCGCAAUCCAAAGCCGAAAAUACUGGGAAAGGUCUCUGUACUUCAAAGUCUCGCCGCUUGAGAACAAGAAACGAAAAGGAAAAUUACAAUUCGAUCCGAAGUCGAGACUGUGAGGAUCCAGAAUCAGAUUACCUUCAAUACAGAAACUAUUACCUCGGAACACCACCCAACACUACGGAUGGUGGAAUAGUGGGACAACUUGGCUGCGCACUAUUCUUUGAGGGUAUUUCUGGCGACCUCAGAUUUCCUGGAAAUAGUGCCUCAAGUGAUUCAGGGACUUGCAAUGACGCGCUUACGCGAAGUUGUGUCGCUGAUUUUACGGAGCAAGUCAAGAGUAAAAGCGAGAAGUUGAUUGCGAGUGGACAGACUCGGUGUGUGGAUUUGCAGAAUGCACUUCAAGACGAAGCGCCCGAAUCAUGUGUAGUUGCAAAAGGUGGGAAAUGGGGGACUGUUUAUGCUCGAGAGCUUAAUGCAGGACCAUUCUUGAAUGCGCAGUCAACUUGCAAACUGACGAUGGGAGAGAACUAUGGUAUCACGCUUGUGCAGAGUACUUACAAUAGUAGCAGUGUCAGAACAGUUUCUGGCCAGCCAGCAACUUUCCGAGAUUCAAUCACACCAAUUCUUACUGUUCUUAAUCCGCGAGACAAUGGGUCCACGGUGGAUAUCAACGUACAAUGUUUGAAGCCCGUGGGCACACCGAUUGUGACUGAUUCCGAAAAGAAAGAAAACUCGGGGACGAUUGGAAGGGUGACUUGGGUAUCUUUGGGAGGCUUGCUUGUGGUGCAAGUUGGAUUCUGGAUGCUGGGUGUUCGCGUCACAAUGAUGUUUUACAAGUACUUUUCAUUGGCCUUCUGUCUGGCCUCUAUACUAGUUCUCGUUGGCGCGAACACUCAAGCGCAAAAGAAUAUCCAAGAGGAGCUAGCAUGUUCAGAUCAGCCUUACAAAGUUCACAUUUUAUCGGCUCAUACUCCCUUGAUCAUCUACAUCGAGAAUUUUGUCAGUUCAUCCGAAAUAGAUGAACUUCUGCGUCAAGCUGAGCCAACCUACAGCGCCGCAACCAUAUAUACGCAGGAUAAGAAGACUGGGAACAGCUCCCAAACGGUCAGCAGAUCCUUUCGGGAGUCUCAAACUGCGUUCAUGGAAGACACACCUCUGGUGGAAUGUAUCAAAAAACGAGCGGCCGCUUUUCAAGGUGUUCCAAUUGAACGACUCGAGGGACUUCAAGUAGUCAGAUAUCCCCUUAACAGUUACUAUAACACACAUGUUGAUUGGAUCGGAGAUCAUUGUGUGGAUACACUGUGUCAGAAAUCAGGCGAUCGGGAGACAAGUUUUUUUGUUUAUUUGCAGGCAGAUUGCAAGGGCGGUGCUACAGAAUUUAGCAAGUUGACUCUCCCGAAAGGAGUUGAUGAAAAGUUUUGGUGCCAAUUCUUAGACUGUAAUGAUGAAGCCGGCGACGAGGGCAGCACUGAGAAGGAUGCUGAAGGAAACGGAACUGGAGUUGCCAGUGAAGGUGGUAAAACUUUGAAGUUCAGACCAAAAAAAGGCAAUGCUAUCUUUUGGGAGAACCUUGACGGAUUCGGAAACGGAAUCUGGAAAGUCGCCCAUGCUGGAAUGCCGGUGAUCGAAGGAGAGAAAAUUGGACUCAACAUCUGGACAAGAGAAAGAGCUCCUGGCGAUUACCACGGGACCGUCCUGCAGAAAGCGGCAGAAGUUGUUGACGAAUCGGAGGAUUUAUCAUCGCAAAUCAUUGUUGAUGAAUGGGAGGAAGUCUUCUUUGAAGAAGUUGACAAUUCUGAGGAGGUUGAGCCGCUAAUCAACGAUUAUUCAAAUUAG
Glarea lozoyensis ATCC 20868 is the source of this 2055-nucleotide messenger RNA. RefSeq lists its product as uncharacterized. The coding region runs from base 1 to 2055 and encodes 684 amino acids. NCBI's taxonomy places the organism in Eukaryota, Fungi, Ascomycota, Leotiomycetes, Helotiales, Helotiaceae. Gene Ontology annotation, molecular function: procollagen-proline 4-dioxygenase activity; iron ion binding; L-ascorbic acid binding. Gene Ontology annotation, cellular component: endoplasmic reticulum. Gene Ontology annotation, biological process: peptidyl-proline hydroxylation to 4-hydroxy-L-proline. The record is from RefSeq and is a predicted model, not a curated record. The transcript is spliced from 4 exons.